UAUGGAAACACUUCUUCUUCGAGCUAAUGUCAGCGAAUCGAUGGGAUGUAAACAAUAUCUUAGUUGUUCCAAUUGAUUGACUUCGAUUGCAAAACAAUAUCAAUGGAAUUCGAUCGGAUGAUAAACCCGUUAGGGUUCGGUGAAAAUACCAAAAGUUAUAAAUUUGGUGAAAUCUACUGUACAUUCGACGGUCUUAUGACAUUCCACUGCAACUAUUGUCCAUCUAAAGUGAAGGAUUUUGUUGAAUUCAGUAUUCAUUAUACGGUGCACCUGGACGAGGUGUUUGUGAUUAAAAAAGAAGAUGAAACGUUCUGCGAGCCAAACGUUUACCUUGAUGACAGGGAGCCCGAUGUUAAGGUAAACAUCGAAGAAGUAAACAUAUCCAGUUUUCGUUUCGAAGACAUUAAGGAGCCAGUGCCAGGCAAACGAAAACGAAACGCCCGAAGAGAGCUCCGAUCGCAGAGUGGUCGCGAAACCAAAAAAUCACUAGUGGAACAACAAACGUCCACGGUGACGAAAUUGGUAAAAGUAAAGAGCGCCACCCAAAAAUCGUCGAAAAAUGCUGACCGACCGAAACUCACCUGUACGAGUUGCGAUCAGCAAUUCGUCAAUAGAACGACAAUGGAAAAGCAUCUGAAAUGUCACGAAUUCGGAUUCUUACAAUCGGCAUACGAAUGCGACAUUUGCGAAAGGAAAAUCAAAAGCAAAAAGGAUCUACUGGAUCACAUGCGAAAGAAACAUGCCGAACGGAAGUAUGCUUGCGAGUUGUGCGGAAAGAUGUUCAAAAAUCCAGCUUAUGUCGUCGUUCACAUGCGUGUCCAUGUGGUAGAUCCAACGAAAUCCCAACUAUUCGACGAACCUCAGCCGUGCCACAUUUGCGGAAAGGAGUUCGUCAGCAAAGUUAACUAUGCCAGACACAUCAAAAGUCAUGCAUUCGGAUUUCUGCCACCGGUCUACGAUUGUGAUAUCUGUGGCGAUAAAAUAAAUAACAAAAAGGACUUGUCGGACCAUAUGCGCUUGCAUGCUCAGCCGAAGUACGAAUGCAAACUGUGCGGUAAGAAAUUCAAACGGAAGAGCUACAUGGAAAUCCACUAUCGCAUUCAUAACAAUGUGCACCCGUUUAUUUGUGCGGUAUGUGGAAAAACUUUCGUUGUUGCUGGCGCUUUGUCCUGGCAUAUGAGGAGACACGACAACACAAUGCCGCAGUUUCCAUGUACUUUGUGUGGAAAAAUUUUCACACGUCCAGGCGUACUCGCCGAUCAUUUAAGAAUUCAUUCUGGUCAGAAACCGUUUGGUCCCUGUGAAAUUUGCGGCAUCUAUUUUCGAACCAAGAAAUAUCUGACGGAACACAGAAAGAGCCAUCUGAAUGAGGGCAUAAAAUUUGCAUGUGACCUAUGCGGAGCGCAGUUCAAAAAUCAAGCUGGUGUCCGACGUCACCAAAAACUUGUCCACUUAAUGGUGCCCAUGACAACGCCAUCGGUACAAAAGUAUGAACCAGCUUAGGAUGGAAUCGGGACAAUGUUUGCAUGGAUUGAAGCCAACAUUCCAAUAUUUUGAGGAACAUUUAAUGGAGACCGUGGCCAAUGAUAGAGUUUGUGUUUCGACCUUAUUCGUAGAAUGUAAAUCUCUUCAUCGUGGACAAUUUUUUUUUUCACAUUAACGUAGUGUUCGGGUAACAAACUCCAUCACUUUACACAAGUGGAUGGUGACUCUAAUCGUCGUAAUUUACCGUCAAUACUGAGUUCAUCAGUUUCAUUUAAAGCAAUUGACUUAUUUCAUUUUUGGAAGCUGUAAAUAUCCUGUGUGCGCAUUCAUUUUCAAUUAAAAACCAUUUGUAGCACCAUCUGAAUCGGUUGUUAUUUUCCAUGGAGUCAAGCAGCUGUUGAUGU
Molecule: messenger RNA, 1889 nt
Organism: Bradysia coprophila
Lineage: Eukaryota; Metazoa; Arthropoda; Insecta; Diptera; Sciaridae
Biological process (GO): regulation of DNA-templated transcription
Molecular function (GO): DNA-binding transcription factor activity, RNA polymerase II-specific; RNA polymerase II cis-regulatory region sequence-specific DNA binding
Source: RefSeq, a predicted model, not a curated record